Molecule: messenger RNA, 2991 nt
Organism: Neurospora hispaniola
Lineage: Eukaryota; Fungi; Ascomycota; Sordariomycetes; Sordariales; Sordariaceae
Exons: 1
Coding region: 320-2695 (791 amino acids)
Molecular function (GO): S-adenosylmethionine-dependent methyltransferase activity
Source: RefSeq, a predicted model, not a curated record
GUUUGUUUCAUUCCAAACUGUGACCGUGACCCCGUCUCCAUCCUCCGCCCCGUCUCGGGAAACGAGCAACACCUACCCACUACCUCUACCUACCUACCUACCUUACCUCACCUACUCCCUACGUAGGUACCUUACCUCCAUACAGUACUUACCUCUACGUACCUACCUACAGAGCUAGGUUGCUGAAACCCUGCUGGCUCUGUGUCUGGCCUGGGCUGCCCUGGCUGCCUGCCCGGCUGAGUGCCCUGCCUUCCAUGUCCACCAGGACGACCGGCCCAGAUUCCCUCACGUAGUGUAGGUACCUUACCGUACCGUAAAGAUGGAGUUCCUGUCAGGCUAUGCAGCCGCAAGGGCCCCUUUAUCCGCCUACCAGGUCGAGCCGCCGCCGCCUCCACCGUCGACUUCAUCUUCUGGCCAGCUGCUGCAGCCCUCGUCCUCCUCCGAUCGUCGAGCGCCGCCGCAUCCUCUCCAUCCCACCGUCACUCGCUCCAAGUCGACCUCGGGCGCUCACUCGCACAGACGCCAUCGCCAGUACGGCCACGCUCGCACCAACAGCGCCAGCACCACCGGCAGCAGCUCGGGCGCUCCUCUGCAGGUGGUCAGCAGCGCCGCCGGUCAUCAUCAUCCAUCGACACCAGCAUCGUCCUCCCACAAGCACAAGCUGUUGAAGCCAGCUUGGCUACAGCCAAGUGGAACACAUCACCCACCAUCAGAUCGCAGCGACGACGCGGCCGCCACAAGCGCUGCCAACUCUGCCUCAUCUGCCUCGGCGGGCCCGGGACCCCGCGCGACCUCGUCUCUCGAACAUUAUCGCCCCUCGCGCCGCGACUUCCUCAGCCCUCCCUCAUCAUCCCAUCACCAGCACCGCAGCUACUAUCCCGACUGGAUACCUACGGCUGGCCUACACCCGAACCCACACCACGGCCACAGGCAGCUCCCCGCGACGUCUCGCAUCGACACGCACGAUAGCAAAUACUGGACUCCCCCCAAUACUGCCAGCGCUUCUUCCGAGCCUUCGUCAGCCCGGUCGCCCGUCUCUCGUGACGGAACCCGCACACUCGCGCCCACUACGAGCAAUAACCUCAGUCUUGUCGGGGGAGGAGCCGGCGCCUCCAUUGCUUUUGCCGCCCACGCCGCCUCCAGCAUCCUCGAGCGUGGUCGUCACGUGCCGCCGCCGCCGCAGCCGCCCCAUUCCCAGGGGCAACAACAUGCCAGUAGCGCAGCCGGCGCCAUGCCUCUCUCGUCCGGCACCAGCUCCAAGAUCUCUGGUUACGAUGGCUCCCGCGCCGAAAGUGUCUCCAGCAUUGCUGGCACCACGGUAAGCAGUCGGACAUUCCUCUCGAGCGACCCGCUUCCGAACCCCGACCAGCUCGCCAACAACGAGGCCCGACCAUUUGUUGUGCGCAGCGGCCGAACGUACAUCUCCGAUCCGACGCUGGCGUACCCGCUGCCCGUCGAUCUCGAGGAAAUACAUAGGCAGACACUGAGGACGCUGUUGCUUCUGCAGCUCUUUGGCAAACCCAUAUGCUCGCCCGAGUUCGCCGACCAGCCACCCAAGCGCAUUCUGGAAAUUGCCUGCGGCUCCGGCGUUUGGUCGAUGCUCUGCUACAAGCACUACAAGAAACUCGGCCAGGCCGACGGCAUUUCCUUUACGGGUAUUGACAUUGCUCCCCUGGCUCCACCCAGCAGCUCGGGCAACAGCGACAGUAGCGAAGGGCGCCGCAGCAACCGCGCCUCUUCCUCGUCUGCUACGCUGUCCGCAGCAGGUGGAGGUGGCGCCACGAGCUCUUCGGGGAUGCAACCUGACCCGCAAAUGAACUGGCGUUUUGUUCAGCAUGACUGCCGCAAGUUCCCUUUCCCCUUUCCUGACGGCUCGUUCGAUUUGAUCAUGUGCAAGGACGUGUCUCUCAUCACUACUACUGCCAUGCAGCAGCCGUUGAUUGACGAGUACAUUCGCCUUCUUGCGCCGGGCGGUGCCAUCGAAAUCUGGGAAAGCGAUCAUACCCUGCGGAUGUUGAGGCCGCACGUCCCCGAACAUAUGCAGAACUCGUCAGCGCCGGCCGCUGGUGAGGAUGGGCAGCCGGCCCAAGGUAGCGAGGACAACGAAGUCGAGAAAAGCCCCGAGGAAAUCGAAGCCGCCGAAGCCGCCCGCAUGGGAGCCUACGUAAUGACACCCAACACUCCGCUCUCCUCCCCGCUCAAUCAUUUCCUGGUGGAAUACAACGCCUGGCUGUCCAAAGCCCUCGAAGCCCGUUCUCUGUCGUCCAUGCCCUGUACCCUCGUCGGCCCCAUUAUGCUUCAAGAAGCUGAAACCCUCACGGCGAUGGGCAACAAGCGGCUGGCUGUUCCGCUAUCAGAAGUCCGUUGGGAGCGCGAGGGCGUGGGCGGUGUGGUGACCAAGGAUGGAAAGGCGUUUAUCUCGACAAAGCCGAGUUUUUCGAAUCUGCAAAUGGAUGCGAAUGGGGGAAUGGGAAAGACGUUGGGGCCGGAGGCGCGGGCACUGAGGAGGACGGCGUUGAUAACGGUUGUGCAGAUGAUUCAGAGUUUGGAGCAUAUACUGAGGGAUGUGUCGGGAAAGAGUCAGGAUGAGUGGGAUGCGUGGUUGGGCAAGAUGAUGAAUGAUCUGGUGGAGGGGAAUGGGACGAGUUGGGGAGAGUGUUUGGAGGUUGGAGUAUGGUGGGCUAGGAGGAGGUGAGGUGAGACUGUUUGAGGUUGAGCAAGUAACGAGGGAGAGUAGUCAAGGGAGGUGUAGUUUCAUUUGUGACGGAUCGAAUGGUAAUUUCUUAAUGGUGGCCUCUGUUUCUGGAGUCGAAAGGAAGGAGGCCGGGAUAUAGGGUGAGCGUGUUUUGGAUAUGGGUGGAUGGAUGGGAUUGGAUGGGAUGCAUCUGGGUGGGUAGGUCUGGUGGAAGAUGUCUUGGAUGGACUUGUAUAUGGAUAGGUAUAUAGGAAAGAUGGACCUGUGAAGUCCAGUCGCAUCUGUCGUAUCAAGAU